This is a messenger RNA of Scophthalmus maximus (turbot), 6348 nucleotides long. RefSeq names its product HECT and RLD domain containing E3 ubiquitin protein ligase 3 (gene herc3). Gene Ontology annotation, biological process: protein ubiquitination; ubiquitin-dependent protein catabolic process. Gene Ontology annotation, molecular function: ubiquitin protein ligase activity. The record is from RefSeq and is a predicted model, not a curated record. Gene Ontology annotation, cellular component: cytosol. NCBI's taxonomy places the organism in Eukaryota, Metazoa, Chordata, Actinopteri, Pleuronectiformes, Scophthalmidae. The transcript is spliced from 25 exons. Bases 268 to 3414 code for a protein of 1048 amino acids.
AUAUGUAUGUACGUACACGGACCUGGACCAAUCACAUCCUGUGACGUCCGGUGACGUAGGGCAGCGGUGGCACUUCCGCGUUUGUUUUUCUGAUCUGAAACGAAAGCACACGUCGAAUUUCAGGAUGCAUCUGUCCAGGGUUGGAAUUUAUAUGAAGAGGAGAAAGCGGGGCUGAUAUCUAAGUCUGAACGUUAUAGUCUUCAUCCAUCUGGCCAUCAUACUCAACACCUCUUCAGAUUGGUGCUUGUCCCCUUUCCCCUCGCCAACAUGCUGUGUUGGGGGACCGCAAAGGAUGGACAACUGGGUAUUGGUCUGGAGAGGAACCCAGUGUUUGAGCCCAGGAACUGUCCAGUGUUCAGUGGCAGGGGACUGAAAGAGGUCGCCUGUGGAGGGCUACACUCAAUGUUCCUGCUGCAUGAUGGCAGUGUGUACACAUGUGGCUCUAACGGCUGUGGACAGCUGGGCCACGACAAACCAGGGACUUCUCCGGAGCUGGUAGGAGCUCUGGACACUCAGAAGAUAACGGUGGUGUCGAGCGGUCGGGCCCAUUCUAUGGCGGUGAAUGAGCAAGGUCAAGUUUUUGCCUGGGGAGCUGGUGAAGGGGGUCAGCUCGGCCUGGGCACCGCAGAGGUGGCUGUUCGAAUCCCAAGGUUGGUCAAAAGAUUGUGUGACCAUCGCAUCUCCCAAGUCAUGUGUGGAAAUCAGCACUGCAUCGCACUUUCUAGAGAUGGCCAGCUGUUCACGUGGGGCCAGAACACCAGUGGUCAGCUCGGCCUGGGGAAAGGAGAGACCAGCAAGCUGUUCCCUCAUCCCCUCAAGUCCCUGGCUGGUAUUCCUUUGGCACAGAUAACCGCUGGGGGAGACCACAGCUUUGCGCUCUCCUUGUCCGGUGCAGUGUUUGGUUGGGGCAAAAACAGAGCGGGACAACUGGGCCUCAAUGAUAAACAAGACCGUGCUGUCCCUUGCCACAUCAAAUUUUUGAGAUCUCAAAAAGUUGUGUACAUCAGCUGUGGAGACGAGCAUACGGCAGCACUCACAAAGGACGGUGGUUUGUUUACGUUUGGCGAUGGCUCGUGGGGUCAGCUGGGUCACGGCUCCACCAACAAUGAACUUUUACCCAGACGAGUGCUGGAGCUCAUGGGUACUGAGGUGUCCCAGAUCACCUGUGGCAGGCACCACACGCUGGCGUUUGUGCCUUCCUCUGGUAUGGUGUAUGCGUUUGGAUGCAACAGCCAUGGCCAGCUCGGCAUUGGGAUACUGGGGGAUGCUAGAAGCCCAUUUCCUGUGAAGACCAGUUUGCUGACUGGUCAUUUCCAUCGAACAGAAUCAAGACAAUAUAUUGUGACCAAAAUCAACUGUGGAGGAGACCAUAGUUUCUUAUUUUACUCUAAUGAACAGCGCUCCGCUCCCCCGGACGACUUCAGAGUGAUCAAUAUCAGUAAGAGCCUCUCCCCAAUCAACUAUGAAAGGUUAAAUUCAUGGAGGUUAAAACUGAUGUACAGCACAGAUUCCAGUGUCACAAACGAGAUCAUAAUCCAACUGUCCUCCACUGCUUGUUGGAAUGCCAGCUUCCUGGACCAAAGCGAUGAUGUCCACUUCAAGACCAACCCAAAGAUGCCAGGCAUCGACCUCAACUCUGUCCGAUUGCUGUUUGAGACGCUCAGCAAACCGGCCUUCUCUGGGCUUCUGGAGCAGGCCACCAAGAGUUUUGAGAGCCUGUUGAUCCCUCAGCUGCCGCACUCUCCUCCCGACGUCGAGGCCAUGAGGAUCUACCUCAUCCUGUCCGAGUAUCCGGCCCUGCGAGACUCCAAGAACUACAUCCGCCUCACUAUCCCGCUGGCAAUGGCCGUCCUCCGGCUCGACGCCAACCCCAGCAAAGUAUUGGACAACUGGUGGUGUUUUGUGGACGGUAGCGUUUUCACCAGAAUGGUCGACAUGUACAAGAGCAUCGUCGUGUUCAUGCUGACGGGAGGAAAGACACUGCUCGUGCCGGUGUUCUACGAGAACUAUUUUCUUGCCACACUGAGGCUGCUGGAGAAACUGCACAAGGUAAACUUAAAGGCCCACCACGUGGAGUACAACCGCUUUUAUAUCCCUGACAUCACCAGUCUGGUGGACAUUCAGGAAGACUACCUCAAAUGGUUUCUGAGCAAAGCUGAGAUUAAAGUUGGAUCAUCCCCUUCGCAGAGUGACUUCCCCCCAGUGAACCUAUGUGCCUAUCCGUUCAUACUGAACGCCCAAGCCAAGACGACUAUGCUGCAAACAGACGCUGAACUGCAGAUGCAGAUGGCAGUGAGCGGUGCAAACCUACACAAUGUCUUCAUGCUGCUCACGCUGGAACCCCACCUCGCCAGAAACCCCUACCUGGUGCUACAUGUGCGCAGGGACCAUUUAGUAAGUGACACUCUGCGCGAGCUCACCAUGUACUCUGACGUGGACUUGAAGAAACCGCUCAAGGUGAUCUUCGAUGGGGAGGAGGCCGUGGACGCAGGCGGAGUCACGAAGGAGUUCUUCCUGCUGCUUUUAAAGGAGCUGAUGGAUCCUGUGUACGGGAUGUUCACUCAUUACAAAGAGUCCAACCUGCUGUGGUUCUCAGACAAAUGCUUUGUGGAGCAGAACUGGUUCCACCUCAUCGGGAUCAUCUGCGGUCUGGCCAUCUACAACUCCACCGUGGUGGACCUCCACUUCCCCCUGAUUCUCUACAAGAAGCUGCUCGACGUACCUGCAACGCUGGAGGACUUCAAGGAGCUCUCCCCCACCGAGGCCAGGAGUCUACAACAACUUCUAGACUAUGAGGGAGGUGAUGUGGAGGAGACGUUUCUUCUCAACUUUGCUAUCACCAGGGAGAACUACGGGAUGACAGAAGUCAAGGAGCUGAUCCCUGGAGGAGAGAGCGUCAGUGUAGACAGAAACAACAGGAAGGAGUUUGUCGAGGCCUACCUGCGCUACGUGUUCUCGGACUCGGUGAGCGAGCAGUACUCGGCCUUCUCCUCUGGUUUCCUGAAGGUGUGCGGAGGGGAGAUCCUGUCGCUGUUCCAGCCGUCAGAGCUGAUGGCCAUGGUGGUCGGCAACAACAACUACAACUGGGAGGAAAUGGAGAAGAACACUGUUUACAAAGGGGAAUACACAGCGACUCAUCCAACGGUCCGAUUAUUUUGGGAGGUAUUCCACGAGUUCCCUCUGGAAAAGAAGAAGCAGUUCUUGUUGUUCCUGACUGGCAGCGACCGAAUCCCCAUCCACGGCAUGGAGAGCCUGCGCAUCAUCAUCCAGUCGACCACGGCUGAGGAGCACUACCUCCCCGUGGCCCACACCUGCUACAACCUGCUGGACAUGCCCCGCUACCAGACCAAAGAGAUCCUCCACCGCCGCCUCACUCGGGCCGUGGAGCAGUACGAGGGCUUCAGCUUGGUCUGAGGGAUGGCGGGGGGGGGAUCUGCAGCAGUUUGAACGCACUUUAACAGCAAUACACACAACGUCACGUAUGUCAGUGUCAACACAGUGUGAGGGAGGGGAGGGAGGCGGGGCUUCGAGACACAGGAAGGUCACUGUCUUCACAUGCGCUUACAAGAUUGUUAGGCAUCUUGAAUAUGAAAAAGGUCUAUCUAUGUAAAUGCAGAGCGUUUUCUUUUUGGUUUUCAUUGCUUUGGGCAAUAAGGAGCUGACAUGGAUUUGUUCAGAAUAUAUAUAUAUCAUAGUCCUAAAAACAACAACAACAAUACAAUAACCCUAAAAGGUUUAGGACCAGAAAUCAAAGGCCAGUGAAGGUUGAGAAACUCUGACUUUGAAUGUUUGCAUAGUUUUAAUUUUUGUCUUUUUCUUUUUUGCACUGGUGUGUUAUAUUUUAUAUUUGACGUAUUAAAUUCUAUUUUUCACCUUUAAACAAUUGUUAUUACCUUGAGACAAUACAGCAUAUCUAAUUUUUGUUUCUGUUAAUUUAUUAAAUAGAGUGGUUAUUUUUUGGACAAAGUAAAUAUGUAUAAAUGUGUAUGUGCGUGCGUGUGUGUAUUUGUAAAUAGCACUUUGAAUACAAUAUUUACUCCUGACUUUGGUAGGAAUUCUCAGCAAGCUUUUCCUCUCUGCCAGGGUAAAUGACGUGUAUCUGACAGGCUGCAGUGUGAAACAUGGUGAAUAUUAUUUUCAAUCUCUUCUUCUCUUUUAGCUGUGGAUCACAGAGCAGCUGACCUCGUCUUACACCUGCAUUCAAAAGUGUUGCCUUCUGUAUGGACAUGCUGACUUCUUAAAGUUGAUUUUUACUGGCCGUGGUCCGUGUGCAUGUUGUUGAGUGGGAGAAAAAAAGAAAAAACCUGUUCACCAUGGAAACGUUUGACAUUCUGAGUUAUAUGCUUAUAAGUCAUGGUGGAUAAUCAGUUGAAAGACUUACGACUGUCCCAAUGCUGCAUUCACGUACCGCCCCGACUUGGGAGCGUUCACGUGUUCAUGUUAUUGUGUUUCAAAUUUUGUUCUAGUUUGUUACCAUGUGAAAUUAAAUACAGAGUAUAGCUCAUAUUGAAUUAGCAGAGUGGAUUGUGUUAGUGGAAAUAUUAGAUUCUGUUUUAACAACCAAUGUUUAUAACAGUUUUGUUGAUAUUUCGCGUAGUUCUUCUGACAGUGUCCGGAUUACAAGUUUUUUUCCCCCCACACUUGAAGGCAGCAUCAGAGUACAACUAGCAGACAGUUAGCUUAGCACAAACAAAAUGAGCUCACAGAUUAAAACGUUAUACCUCGUUUGUUUCAUCACAAUAAUUUGUGCAAAAAAGAAAAAGAGUUUUUCUGUUUUUACAGUUGGUUAAAUGUGACCCGAAGAAAAAGAGAUUUCUGUUCGAUGAAAGCCACUAAAAAACGACUAAACUUUAUCGUGUUGUUCUUGUGGCUGUUACCAAACACAGUGCUACUGUAAUAUUUAGAAAGCAGAGCUGGAAAUAAUACAUUCAGUCACUUACUUGUACAGUUUCACGUUUUUGUUUUAUUGGAAAAAGGGAAAAUAUUUAAUUCCACUACAUUUAUUUGCCUGCUUUAGGUAAAUGUAUACUUUACAAACUAAAGAUUUUUGCAUUUGAAACAUGAAGCACUGUCAAAAUAUAUAAAAUAACUAAAUCGACAAGUAUAGAGCUCAAGUAAUUUGAAGUGUAAAUUGAAGAUUAUUUAAACAUUUUUUAUUACAGUUUGUCAUUUUAAAUGUAAAUCUUUUUUUAUAGUUUUGUGACGAUUUGCUGUUUUUCAUUUUAGUAUAUGUUUGUUUCUUUUUACGGGUUUCGAUGUUUGGAGUGAUGGAUAAAACACGUUAACGGUUUGUUAAUUGAUUGAUAAAGAAUAAUAUUUAUGGAAAAUAGUAUUGGACAAAAAUCAGCUUAGCUGCAGCUACAACGUAGCAGAUCAGUAGUAAUGAUGUGAUGAUGUAAUAUUUGUCCUACCGCUAACUUGAAGUACAUUUUCCUGAUUAUUACUGAAAUAAUUUUACUCAAGUAAUAUUUUCAAUGCAGUACUGAAACUUGUAUUGGAGUACUUUAACCAUUCGGUACCGUAACUUAUGUAAAAAGCUCUGAACACUCAGACAAAUGUGACGACACCGUAAUACCCGGUAACACCCGUAGCUUUGCCUAGCAACUGCUUGGCGACAGAAUUGUUCAAUUAACACUCUACUUAUUGGUACAGAUAAAACAAAGGAGUUAUAAAUGAUUAAUUACUGAGUGCAUUUCUCAAAAUGUCCCUCAAAAAACCAAAAUAUAUUAAAAUGAACAUUCUUAAUUAUAAUUAUCUGUUUCCAAGUUGCAAAAUUAGCUGUUUCCAACUUAAAUAUAUUUUAUAUAUAUAUAUAUAUAUAUAUAUAUAUGAAUAUAUAAAUCUUGCCCUGAUACUGUAUUUACUUCUACUGAAAAGUCAAACCUAAACUAGGUCGUGCAAGUGUGUGAAAUGGUCUUGCAUAUAGCCUCUAUAUUUAUUUAUAUAUAUAUAUAUAUUUCAUACACGUCUAUGGUGUCAAUGUGACUUCAGACAGUGAAAUGACUUGAUGUGCUCUGACAUCAUUCAGCAAUAACAACCUGACAGCCCAACAGUGUCGUGAUGACUCUGGGUCUUCUGAGAUGCUUAUACCUUAGAACAGUUCAUCAUAUUUCCUAGCUCUCGUUCUGCAUGUUCCACACGUCCAGUCAAUAUUUGUCUAAUUCAAGAUGAUUUCUCCUGCAGAGUCUAAUCCUAUGCAACCUCGACACUUCUGCACCCUCCGUUGUGCUACAAAAAGUGUCUUUUUUCUUUUUCUUUUUUUGGAUAUUGUCAUUAAUGUACACAAUUACUACAUCUACUGCUGUUCCAGCCAAAUGUUUUUGAAAUAAACAAUAGUGUAAAAAUGUU